Messenger RNA from Uranotaenia lowii, 3161 nucleotides. It is a transcript of the gene Xe7, whose product is annotated as A-kinase anchor protein 17A. The transcript is spliced from 5 exons. The record is from RefSeq and is a predicted model, not a curated record. The coding region runs from base 42 to 2978 and encodes 978 amino acids. Lineage: Eukaryota; Metazoa; Arthropoda; Insecta; Diptera; Culicidae.
AUGAUUUUUGUUGCUUGAAAUUUGAAUCACAAACCAUAACAAUGAUACAGACAAUACAAGAUGUUAGCGAUUGUGUGCCAUUGUACUUGCCGCAUAGCCUGUACCUCAAACCGUCUGCCAAGUUCAACAUUUCGGUGGCCCUGCCGAAUGCUAUCACCGGCAAAACCAUCUCCAACUAUGAGGUCAUGGAAAAGAUGCGUCAGAUGAUCCUACCGGAAAGGUUUUCGGUGCUGAAGGUUCGUUCUUUGUCCCAGGUUUCCAAGAGCACGGUCGGGUUCAUCCGGUUCGAGGGAGAGCUGGAAGACCGGAGCAAAAUACGACACGUUCUGGGUAGGCUGGACGGGCGUCCGAUUCGGUUGGCCGGUUUUUCCGAAUCGGUGAAGCUGCGGGCCUCGGAAGCGAAAGACGAUUUCCCAACGCGCCACGAUUGGGAUUCGUUCUUUCGCGAUGCUCGGAACAUGGACGAGAUGAAGGCCGGAGAGCGACCAGAUACGAUACACUUCGCCAAUCUUCCGAUUAAGUGGUUCUGUCCGCGGCACCAGGAAAACGAUGACAGCGCCAAGCCAAGCGAGAGCAUCUUCAAGCGUAUCUUUGAAAAGUUUGGGGACGUUCGCUGCGUGGACAUUCCCAUAUGUGAUCCGUAUCGAGGGCAGAUGAAAUCGCACAUGUCCGGGUUGCAGAAGUUUAGCUUCGAUCAGGAAAUGUACUUCGAAGGGUACGUGCAGUUCUGCGAGUACGUUGGGUUCGUGAAGGCGAUGGACGAAUUUCGGGGCAUGAAGCUGGUGCGCAAGGAGGGAGACAAAAGUCUGGCCAUCAAUAUAACGGUCGACUUCGAUCGCACCAAACACCUGAGCGACUCGUCCAUCAAGAAGCGAAAGGUGGUCCGGGACCGGCUGAUCGCCAACGACCGGGAGAAGGAAGAGGCCGAGAAGAAACGCCUGGCCGAGGAGGAAGCCAAGAAGGAACGCGAGAGAAAGCGACAGGAGGAGCUGCGGAAGGCGGACGAGCUAAAGCGAAUACAGCGGGAACAGAAGCGGAAGGAGAAACACCUGAUGAAGCUGCGCCAGAAGGAAUCGGAUGAGAUAAGUCUCAAAAUUAUGGCGGAAGAGCGGCGGCUGAUGGAAACUCAGCGAAAGUUGGAGAGUAUCCGUUUAUUGGAUGCCCUUUUCGAAAGGAUGAAGGUGAAGCAAUCUUUGCUAAAGACUCAAACCAUUAGGGCAGAGAAGACAUCGAGCACUUCAUCAUCUAGCAAAAAAGCUGAAAAGUUGAUAGCAGCGCAGGAAAAAGAAAUUGAAAAAGUGCGUCAAAAGGUUAAGCAGGUAAAGGAUGGUAACUUGUUGAAAAAUUUCUUGGGCAAUGCCGAUCGUAGUCCGGAAGAGCGAUCUCGAUCGCCAAGUAUCAACACCAUUAGCUCCGAUGACAGCAUUUUGAACGAUCCAAUGGAUGUGAAGGUAAAGAAGAAGAGAACUAAAAAGGCUGGUUCCGAUCUGAGUGAUUCGGAUCUAGACUCAGGUUCUGACGAAGAGGAAGCAACAAAAGGAAACGAAGAUGCUGCUGCGGUACCGACAUAUCCUCCGAUGCCACCCGCUAUGCCGCCUGGUGCUUAUCCCGGCAUGUAUCCAGGUUUUGACUGGGCGUCUAUGGGUUAUCAUUAUGCGUACGAUCCUUUCUACGCCCAACGGGCUGGAUACUACGCCAAUGCUUUAGCGUAUAGCGGUUAUCGGGGUUCUUCAGUUCGUGGUGGCGGUAGAUUUCCACGUUCCGGACGGGGUCGUGGGGCUUAUCGUGGCCGAGGCUAUGGCUCUUAUGGAGAUAGGGAUGAUUACGGAAAUUAUGACUAUCGCGACCGCGAGCGAGAGCGAGAUCGCUCAAGAAGCCGUAGCUAUUCAAGAUCUCGGUCCAGGUCCCGAUCGAGGUCACGUCGCAGAAGAUCGCGCAGCAGAAGCUAUCGGAGUCGAUCACGUUCUAGAAGUUCCAGAAGUCGUAGUCGUUCGAGUCGCUCACGGCGUUCCCGAUCAAAACGAUCGCGCUCCUCCAGAUCCAGAUCUUCGCGACGUACACGCUCUAGAACCAGAUCUCGCACCCGGUCUCGGUCUCGACGCUCUGAUUCUAAAUCCAAGAAACCUAUUCAAAUGUCUAAACCGACCUCGAAGAACCUUGCUUCCACACUCAGAGAUUCAAAGACAAAAUCAAGAUCAAGGUCCCGUUCAAGAUCUCGGCAUCGGCACAGGUCCAGAACCGAUAAUCGAACCCACCAUAGAAAGUCAGAUUCCAAAGUACCGGAAGAAGAAAAACCAAGCGAGUCUCCUCGUAAGCAUCGAACCUAUCAACGUAAAACUCAUUCAAGGGAACCGGAAGACGAAACAAUCCCAGAAUCCUUCCGCAAGCAUCGCAUCGUUCUGCAGACAGACAAAUUGGUUAAAAGUGCCAAAGAGAUCGAGGAAGAAGUUCGGGAGCACUUGAGAAAGCAACAAGAGGAAGAGGAUAGAAAACUGAAGGAAGCCGAAGAAAACAGCAUCCGUAAUAACACUUCCACAGAAUCUGUCCCCGAAGAAACCAACCACAACAAUCGUUCCCGCAAAUCCCGAUCCGUUUCGGCAUCGAAACGUCCAUCCCGAAGCCGGUCUCCGUCGUUGAGCAAAUCGCGUUCCAAGUCUCCAUCUGCGAGUAAGAAGAGACAUCGCAGCAAAAAAGCUUCCCGAUCAACGUCUCCACAAGCAAACGAGAAGCAUAACAGAACUAAAACCCGUCGCGAAGAACCUCUCCAUUCUCCGUCGCCGAACGAACGAAAACUGGAACGAGUACGGGAGCGCAGUCCAAGCAACGACAGCAGACGGAAUCGGAGACAGCACAAGUACCACUCCGAACGAUCUUCCGACAGUCGACGGCGCCGAUCUCGUGACCGAUCACUGGAGGACAGUCGUUCCAGCCGGCCGGCCGGGUCUCCGAAACGCCGGGAACGACUUCGCAGUCCUUAGAUUGAAGGGGUUUUAGUUUUUCUUUCGAUUAAUUAUUUACGAUUGAUUGUUGUACUCUUCUCGGUAGGCUUGAAGUUUUAUUUUAGAAAAGCAAACAUUUUUGGAACCGAAAAUACUGUACAGUCUAGGGACGGAACGAGCUCUAAUUUAAUUGCUAGGAAUAAAAUAAAUUUCAAGAAAUAA